Striga hermonthica is the source of this 2136-nucleotide messenger RNA. The record is from the annotation of a GenBank genome assembly. Lineage: Eukaryota; Viridiplantae; Streptophyta; Magnoliopsida; Lamiales; Orobanchaceae.
AUGGACAAUUGUAACUUAUUCAUUUUUCUGCAGUUUCUUUUUCUUCUUUUUCCUUUUCUUCUGGCUUCCUCGGCUCAGGAUAGACAGGUAUAUAUCGUGUAUCUCGGGGAGCAUCAUGGAGAUAAAACCCACCAAGAGAUAGAAGAAAACCAUCACUCAUAUUUGUUUUCUGUGAAGGAAACUGAGGAAGAUGCAAAAUCUUCUCUUAUUUACAGCUACAAAAACAGCAUUAAUGGCUUCGCCGCUUUUCUUACACGACAAGAAGCUUCCGAACUUUCGGAAAGGGAGGAGGUUGUGUCGGUUAUUCGGAGUCAUCCGAGAAAAUACGAAUUGCACACGACGAGGUCAUGGGAGUUUUUGGGCUUACAAGAGUCGACAAAUUCAAGAAAAAUUGAUAAAAACUCUUUGUUAUACCAAUCGGGAUAUGGCAAGGACAUCAUUAUUGGCAUGCUUGACUCGGGUAUUUGGCCAGAAUCUGAAAGCUUCAGUGAUGAAGGGAUGGACGACGUACCAAAGCAAUGGAACGGAACCUGCCAAGCUGGCGAAGCAUUCAACGCCUCGCAUUGUAAUAAGAAAAUCAUCGGCGCUCGAUACUACAUCGAUGGCUUCCUAGCCUACUACCACCAUCUUAACACAUCGGUCGACUGCUUCGACGAGGACAUUAUUGCCGCCUUCGACGACGCCAUAGCUGACGGUGUCCACGUCCUGAGCGCCUCGAUUGGGUCCACAGAACCCUCGUCGUACGAAGGCGACGGCAUCGCGAUUGGAUCCCUACACGCCGUCCGGAAAAAUAUCAUCGUGGCGCUCAGCGCGGGGAACGAGGGGCCCACAUCGGCCACCGUAGUCAAUCCGGCUCCGUGGACAAUCACUGUUGGGGCCAGCAGCAUCGACAGGGUUUUCUCGUCGGCAGUCGUGCUCGAGAGUGGCGUUCAAGUCCAGGGCCAAUCAGUGUCUCCUUAUCAGAUGGAAAACAAGAUGCAUCCAUUGGUUUUCGCGGGUGAUGUAACCGUGCCCAAAAAUGAAUCCGGGCAAUGUUUACCAGAUUCUCUUUCUCCUGAAAUGGUGAAAGGUAAAAUCGUAAUGUGCUUCAGAGGAGACGGGUCGAGAGUCGGCAAAGGCAUAGAAGUGAAAAGAGCCGGUGGCAUUGGUUAUAUCUUAGGAAAUAAUAAAGCUUACGGGAACCAAUUAUCUGCCGAUUCCCAUCUUCUUCCAGCAACGCACGUCACCUACGAAGAUGCUCUCCGUAUUCUGGAAUAUAUAAACACCACGAAACAACCAAAAGCGCUCAUCACGCCAGCUAAGACGAUUUUGGGCAACAUACGGGCACCUGUCGUCCCUGAUUUCUCCAGCAGAGGUCCCAACAUAGUAUCACCCCAAAUUUUGAAGCCGGACAUCACGGCUCCAGGAUUAAAUAUAUUAGCAGCAUGGAGCGGAGCAUCAUCUCCAUCAGGUGAGCCCGGAGAUAAACGGGUUGUAAAGUAUAAUCUUGACUGGGGCACAUCUAUGGCCUGCCCACACGUAGCAGGCGCUUUGGCCCUUCUCAAGGCCGUUCAUCCCGACUGGAGCAGUGCUGCGUUAAGAUCAGCUCUCAUGACUUCCGCAAGGUUGGUCGACAAUGAAGGAAAACCCAUUACGGAUGCAUCCGGCAGCCAGGCUGGCCCGUUCGAUUUCGGGUUGGGCCAUUUCGACCCAAACAAAGCAGUCGACCCGGGGCUCGUGUAUGAUGCAGCUUAUGAGGACUACCUUGUAUUCCUAUGCGGCAUUGGGGUUACGCUCGAAAGUUCCUUCGAAUGCCCGAAGAAAUUACCGUCUCCACUCGACCUCAACUACCCGUCAGUUGCCAUACCCGAACUCAAAAGCACAGUCACUGUCACUCGAACGGUGACGAAUGUGGGCCCCGCUCGGAGCGUGUACUAUUCCAGCAUAGAGCCUCCACCGGGGACCGACGUGAAAAUAUGGCCUUCGGAGCUGCAUUUUAACCACACCGGUCAGAAGAUAAGUUUCACCAUCACGGUAAAAACGGACGCGAAAUUCACCGGCAGGGUCGGGGUAGACAACUACACGUUCGGAUCGUACAAGUGGAGUGAUGGAGUUCAUGUUGUCCGGAGUCCUAUGGCUGUUUCACUUGCUCUCUAG